UAUCAAAGGCUGCCCCUCGCGCUGCACGCCCUCUCAGGCUCUCCUACUCCCCUUUCCUUCUCCCUUCGCGAAUCCUCUGGAAUCCGCGGCUUCCGGUAUGCUUCGCUUCCAGCUCCAACUAACCUUCCAUUCCAUCUUGUUUGGCUCCCAAGCAAAUCGAUUGCUUCUCCCCGAAGCUUUCGUCCGACACCUUCCUUCUUCUCUGUGCGCUUAUAAGGCUGCUAUUUUACCCUUCAUAUUUGAAAAAAACCCCACGAUUUCAGUAAAUUCUUUUCCGUUUUUUAAUUCUUUCUUUUAUCCUUGCGGAGAUCUACCAGGCAGUUAUGCAUAUGCCAAAGUCUAUGAGAAGAGUUCUGAAGCCAUGACACACAGAGAAACAGCAUGAGCUUGCUUGUGUGUUACAUAGUUAAUCUCUUGAUGCAAGAUUUGUGAAUCAUGAUGCUCAAUUUGUCCAUAUCAAUUAAUAUGCAUUAACAAAAACAAGAGUCUUACAGACUACAAUCUUUCUUCGUCCAUAUUCUGAAGAUAGCCUUGGUUUGGUGAAAGUAGUGGGCAGGGAAUGUUCAGUUAUAUGUCUGCAGUUUGCCUACCACGAUCCAAUUAUUGUCGUAUAUACUCCAGCCAAUUGCGGCAGAGAUAUGCAGGUGUGACCAUACGCAAGUCCUUUUAUUCUUCUUCUGUUGGUUCUCAAGCAUCUAAGGAUUGUUCCGUAAGUUUUGUUUCUAGCAAGCACAAAGGAAAUUUUAAGCUGCUAACUAUGGCCACGAUUGUGAGUUUAAUGGGGCGCCAGUUGCGUCUCGGAUUGGUUGCAAAGCGCCGAAGCAUGAGCUUGAGGCUCUCUCUCCCAGCACGUGACAAAUUUUCUAGAAUCAGUUGGAAUGCAAGACAUUUUUCAUGGAAAGCAGGAGGCACUUCUGUUGGACUCUGUUUAAUCUUUUCAACUUCUGGACCGGCGCAUGCUGAAGCUUCCAGGGGAAAAAUUGAUGAGAGUAAUGAGUGCAGUUCACCAUCUUUCAACACUUCUCAUGGAAAGAAAGUUUACACUGAUUAUUCCAUAACUGGAAUACCAGGAGAUGGAAGAUGCUUGUUCCGCUCUGUGGCUCAUGGGGCCUGCAUCCGCUCAGGCAAACCUUUGCCUGAUGAAGACCUUCAGAGAGAGCUGGCAGAUGAGUUGAGGGCUAGGGUUGCAGAUGAAUUUGUUAAGAGACGGGCAGAGACGGAAUGGUUUAUUGAGGGUGAUUUUAACAGUUACGUCUCCCAGAUUAGAAUGCCACAUGUAUGGGGAGGUGAGCCAGAGUUAUUCAUGGCCUCGCAUGUUCUCCAGAUGCCAAUUACGGUUUAUAUGCUUGAUGACGAUGCGGGUGGUCUGAUUGCAAUUGCCGAGUACGGCCAAGAAUAUGGAAAGGAGGAUCCAAUUCGAGUUCUUUAUUAUGGUUUUGGCCACUAUGAUGCCUUGCAGAUGCCUGGAAAGAAGGGUCCAAAAUCAAGGCUAUAGCAUAGAAAAAGGAAGGGGAGGGGGUGAUUGCAAUUGCCGAGUACGGCCAAGAAUAUGGAAAGGAGGAUCCAAUUGGAGUUCUUUAUUAUGGUUUUGGCCACUAUGAUGCCUUGCAGAUGCCUGGAAAGAAGGGUCCAAAAUCAAGGCUAUAGCAUAGAAAAAGGAAGGGGGGGGGGGGGGGGGGGGGGGAGGGGUUGGUUGGAUGGUGAGUUAAUACAUACUGGCUUUGGAUAUUCAUUCCAUAUUCCAUUAAUAUUUGAACACUCUCAAAGUUGCAGAUAUAACAGCAUCAAUGGAAUAUGAUUUACAAGCAAAGUGGAUUCUGUAAUAAACUGCAUACUAUACGAUGACUA
Molecule: messenger RNA, 1848 nt
Organism: Phoenix dactylifera (date palm)
Lineage: Eukaryota; Viridiplantae; Streptophyta; Magnoliopsida; Arecales; Arecaceae
Product: OVARIAN TUMOR DOMAIN-containing deubiquitinating enzyme 4
Biological process (GO): endoplasmic reticulum unfolded protein response; ERAD pathway; protein deubiquitination
Cellular component (GO): cytosol; nucleus
Molecular function (GO): cysteine-type deubiquitinase activity
Source: RefSeq, a predicted model, not a curated record